AAGAGAUGCUGGAAGUGACAAAGGUUUGAGAACAAAGAAAGGCUACAAAGUGUGAGGUAGGCUCGAUCAGAUUGGAAGUGGAGUAAACUGAGUGUGAACCAGAGCAAAGAUGAAGAUUCGUGCUAUGCAGAUCUGGGGCUUCCUGUUAGCGGUACUGGGCUGGAUCUUUGUCUCCUGCACCAUGGCCAUGGAAGGCUGGAAGAUCUCCUCUAUCGGAGGGCAAGGUGGGAGCUCUAUUAUGUCAGUGGGCUGGUACUGGUCCAGUCUGUGGAGGGCCUGCUUCACGGACUCCGCUUCCACAUCCAACUGCUACGACUUCCCUGUGCUGUGGUCUGUGGAAGGUUACAUUCAGAUCGUGAGGGCUCUGCUGAUGUCUGGGAUGGCUGUCGGAAUGCUGGGCUUUAUCCUGAGUCUUGUAGGGAUGGAAUGCACUUACAUCGGAGGAAAAGACAAAGAGAAGAACCGAUCCGUUUUCACAGGAGGCAUCUGUCAUGUAACAAGCGGUAUGCUGUCUGCCUCUGGUUAUGCAGUUUACGCUCAACAUGUUUCUGCAGAGAAUUUCAGCUCCAGAUUUGAUGGAUUAGAAUUUGACUUGGGAACUCCAUUGUUCCUUGGAUGGUCAGGAUGUGCUUUUCAGUUAACUGGAGGGAUUUUCUUCCUAGUUUCAGUCUGCAAGAUCUGGUCUCAGACAUACAGCAGUGUGCCAGCUCUCAGCGUUCCUGUUGCGGAGAGCAAUGCCUUGCGUUCCUCUCAAGCAAAUAUUUCCAUCAUAUCUGAACUCUCCACAAAAUCCAACAUAUCAGCAAUAUCUGAGCUCUCCUCAAAAUCUGAAACAUCAGCUAUGUCAAAUGCUCCAUCAAAGAACACACGUACCUCCAGAGCUGCACGUCCCUCAAGAUCGAAACACUCUGAUAAAUCAAGAGGCUUUGUCAGAUCAGAAGUGUCACGAUCAGUGAACUCCUCACGGUCCUCAAUGAUCAGCAGAUCAAAUUUAAACAGCAAGAAAGUGUCCUCUCCAACUGGAGCCACAACACAUCUUUUCAUCAAGAACUCUUACCUCUGAAACAUUGAGCUUGGAUUAUUGGAUCUGAAAAACACAUUGGAAAUGACUUCUAACCAGUUAAAAUGUCUCAGGUUGGUUUCCUGAGAAGGGGAAUGUGACUCUGCAUCUUGGUGUUGACGCUAUGGGGAAUGACAUUAGCGUGACUCGUGUCUGAAGCAUGUGUUCAUGUCAGUAUUCAUUGGCAGACGGAGUGCUCCUGCUUAUAAAAGGGCACCUAAUUUACACAUCAUCAAUUUUUUGUGCCUGAAGGAGACACGCUGGCAAAUCUGAGGCAUGGCAAUGAAACACAGCAUCUCCAUCCUCUUCUCAGGGAACCGGGAUGCAUACAAAAUCAGAGACGUUCCCUUUCGAAGUGGAACUUCGAUGCUACAUCUUGGUGUUGACGCUAUGGGGAACCAAUACCAACAAUCUACGGGCCUAGGCCGGAGUCAAGAGUGCGUCAACCCAAAAGACGCAUCCUAUGUGACUUGAAUAGUGGCACCAAUCCCUUAAGCCAGGGCGCACAAACGCUAGGGCACCUUACUCCCUGUUUCUGUGGGACAGGAGAGAGCCCCAAGCAGAGCUGCAGGGGAAUACACAACAUAGCCUCUCUGGUAUGCCUUUAAGGGAGCAAUCUACCAAAGGGAGCAUGUGAGGUCCUGGAAACCUCAGUAAUUAGUACAAUCAGACUGAAAUACUGAGAAAGGCCCCAGACGAGGAGUGAACCACUACUCGUUUUUCUAAGAUGCAGUCCAUCUCUACUCUGUCCCAGCUAACACCUUUAGUAUUGACACCCAUCCCAGGGGAAAAACGAAUCCCUAAUGCAGAAAAUCAUCAGGGAGGGAGCCAAAUGAAAGAAAGUGACGCUUAACCAUUUACCCAAUAAAUCAAAUUAACCAGGCUCUAUACCCCAGGGAUGUUGCAGGGGAACUCAGGUUCUAUUUAUACCCCAAUUAUUAUUGGGGACAGCGGCAAAGAAGAGAAUGGGAUGCAUAUGCGACAUACUUCAAAUCUCCUUUACCAAGCUCAUACACUGACUUGAGUAAAGGUACUUCCAAGACCUGCUAUAGGUAGCUAAUUCAAACUCCACACUAUAGUAGGUGAGGCCUAGAAAGCAACCCAUCCUAAGGGGAGCGCAUUUUGCCUAGAGCGCAGACUGCCUACCAUAAUUCCAUUUGCCCUGCCUCAACCAUAAGGAGGUAUCUGUCUUGAAGGUGCAUUUAGCCCUACUUAAAACUCCAAUUAACAAUUGGAGAGGGUGGAAAUAAAAGCAUGAUACACCUUGCUUACUGUCCAACAUAACUCCUACCUACCAAGCAACCAGCCACAGGAGAGUGUACAAUUCUACUUUAAACCCUAAUUUGGGGGAGAAUAAGGAAGAGAGAAUAGGAUGUAAUCGUGUAUCUACAUCCUCAUCCUCAUUCUUAUAAAUUAGCUCUAGAGGAGAAAGGUACUUUCAGGAUAUCACAUCAAGCAUCAUUCUGGACCAUAUCAGAUGGUAGUCAUGACAUGCCAUGUUAUAUCAUCAGUCCAGCUUCUGAGCCUGAUGAAAGCGCCUAACAACCUAUUGUGCCUUAGCACCCUUGGGUUGGGGGUGAUGUUUUUUUUUUUUUUUUCAGAGGUCUUGUUUUUCUGACCACUUUUUGUCAAUCACCUCCCUGAGGUUGUGCCUCCUCCUGGCAUCACACCUCCUCUGCCCCCUACUCCUUGGAGGGGGGGCACAAGUGGCCAUGCUUGCCUUCUGACCCUGUCUCCAGUUAUCCUUUGACAGGAUUGGAGGUUGAGGGAGGUGAAUUGGAUUGGCGCGGGAUAUAUCUCCUGAACACCGCCUGACUGCGACUUCACCUCUCUGAAAUUCCCCACAACCGUCUCAACAGAUGUGCCAAAGAGUCCAGAGAGUGAAAUCGGAACAUCAAGAAGGAAGGUUUUCUCCCUAUCAUUGACGUCUGAGAGGUUCAACCAAAGAUGCCUCUCUGUAACCACCAUAGCCACCAUUGUACGACUGAUAGCUGCGGCCAUCUGUUUUAUGGCACAGAGGUCUGUGGUGCGGUGCAAUUCGGUGACCGCUUCAGGAGACAAUUCCUGCCCCUGAUCCAAAUCUCUCAGCAGGCCAGCCUGAUAUGCCUGCAAAACCAGCCUGACCCUGAACUUUCAAAGACAAUGUCUCACUCUGCGAGAGAUUGCUAGCUAGCAUCUUCACAUAUCCUUGCUUGCAUAAACCCUCCACAUUCGCAUAAUUCGAAUGUGGGAAUGGAAAGAUGUGAGCUGAAUAUGGCUUCUUCCAGGAUCUCUCCACCUCAGUGUGAAGACCCAGAAGAAAUAAAGGGCUCAUGGAGGAAGGACAAUCAGAAAACGCUUGAUGAGCCCCUUUCUCAAAUUCCCCCUGGCUCGACCUGCGAGCUCCACAAUCAGAUCCGCAGUGCUGCCUCAGCAGCUACCAGACCGACCUGCAGUAUGCAGAUGCUUGCCCCUCAUCCCUCGAGCAUAGGGCCAAGCAAGAGCUGAGGUAUUCACUGUGAACUUGUCACAGUGAAUGCAUCCAACCUCCUCAAGGGUUGAACGUGAGUGCUGCGCUCCCAAGUAGACAACACAAAGAUUGUGGGUGUUCUCAGGUGUCAUAAAUCGAAGACACAGAGGCAUGUACUUUCUAAAGCCCUUUCUGUGACAUAAUUUCAUCUUCCCAACAUGCGCUAUAAAAGGCUCCUAAAGACAAAAGAAGAAAAAAGAAAUGAUGUGAUGACGUGUAACUCAGACGCCUCUGCGUUUGACAUCACGGACUGCCGUCUGCCAAUGAAUAUUGGCAUGUAUGCACACAUGCUUCAGACACCGGUCAUGCUGAUGGCAUCACCCAUAGCGUCAACACCAAGACAAAGCGUCGAAGUUCCACUUCUAAAAGGAUCUAGAUAAUUCUCUAGAUAAUUUUUCCUUUAUUAGCUCAUAACAAUUGCGCCCCUACAAAUAAACACAGCAUAAAUACAAAUCUCAAGGAACUUUCCAGAUCAUGGAUUUAAAUGCAUGCAUUUUUGUAAAAUGAAAUGAAAAUUGUUAAUGACAUGCUGCCUGGAUUUUUUUUUUGUGCAAAAAUGUAAAAUGCAAAUGAUUAUUUAUUGGUGGUUCAUUCAUUCAUUGAGAAAAGUAGAUCAUAUAUUUAUAGAGAGCUUUAUAGAGAGCACAUUACCCAUGAAUUAAAAUGAACUGUGAAAUGUGGAACAACAGUUUGUACUUUGUCAAUUUCAUUUUCUGUUUUGUGGAACUGAUGUAAUAAAGCAAUGCAAGAAGACAAUAAAAUAUUUUAAAGAUGUCUUAAACAAAACACGUUUUUUUUUUUUUUUUUUUUUUUAUCCAUUUCUCCUCUUCUUCGGUGCAAUGCAUGUAUAGGGAGCUCUAGGGGUCUUAUCAUUAUCCUUAUCAUUAUUAAUUAAAAAUAAAACUUUUUGUUAAUUGAAAUAGAGAUGAAAUAAAAUAUAAAUAUUAGAAGAUAAAUUUAAACUGAACGAAAAUCAGAAAUGAAACAAGUUUAAGUUGAAGCACUAAAAUUACUAAUUGGAAAUAAAUAAAAAACUACAUGAACUAAAACUAAAAUGAAAAC
Messenger RNA from Ctenopharyngodon idella (grass carp), 4631 nucleotides. It is a transcript of the gene cldn10e, whose product is annotated as claudin 10e. The transcript has 5 exons. Gene Ontology annotation, biological process: cell adhesion; bicellular tight junction assembly. Bases 110 to 1063 code for a protein of 317 amino acids. The record is from RefSeq and is a predicted model, not a curated record. Gene Ontology annotation, cellular component: plasma membrane; bicellular tight junction. NCBI's taxonomy places the organism in Eukaryota, Metazoa, Chordata, Actinopteri, Cypriniformes, Xenocyprididae. Gene Ontology annotation, molecular function: structural molecule activity.